Pipistrellus kuhlii (Kuhl's pipistrelle) is the source of this 5503-nucleotide messenger RNA. It is a transcript of the gene ADCY9, whose product is annotated as adenylate cyclase 9. The record is from RefSeq and is a predicted model, not a curated record. Gene Ontology annotation, biological process: cyclic nucleotide biosynthetic process; adenylate cyclase-activating G protein-coupled receptor signaling pathway; intracellular signal transduction. The transcript has 11 exons. Gene Ontology annotation, molecular function: adenylate cyclase activity. NCBI's taxonomy places the organism in Eukaryota, Metazoa, Chordata, Mammalia, Chiroptera, Vespertilionidae. The coding region runs from base 589 to 4650 and encodes 1353 amino acids.
GCUCUUCCGACAUGAGGCGGCGGCCCCGUGGGGCUCGGCAGUGGCGGUGGCCGCGGCCGCGGCGGCAUCUCUAGCUCCCUCGGGAGGCUGCCCCGGGCCGGCGUCCCGAGCCGGCGGCGUCGCGGGAGCGGGCUCUGCGGCAGUGCCGCGCACGGGCCGCCGGCGGAGGGGCCCGCGCCCUGCCCGCCUCCGGUGCCGGGCGUCUCCCGGGCCCCGGGCAUCCCCGCGCGCGGGGUCGGCCUCGGGAGCGGGCGGGAGCGGCCGGCAGGAGCCCUCUCUGGACGGGUCGCGCUGACGGGGGCGGCCGAAGCGCCGCGGGCUCCGCACACUCGCCGCCCGCCUCCCUCCCGCGGGGCCGCCGGGCGCGGGCGGGACAGAGGGGUCCGGCCGGCGGCCUGACGCAGCGGAGGCGCCGCGCUCCGCGCAGCAUGAGGGGCCCGCCGCCGCCGCCGCCCGGGGAGCCGCGUUUGCCAGAGCGGCCGGCGGCGUGAGAGAGCUCGGGCCGGACUCCCCUCCGCCGCCGCGGGGGGCACAGCAGGCGAGGGUAGCGGCGAUCCCCGCCGGGGGCGGCUGCGAGCGCGCGGCAACAUGGCUUCCCCGCCCCACCAGCAGCUGCUGCAGCACCACAGCACCGAAGUGAGUUGCGACUCCAGCGGAGACAGCAACAGCGUGAGGGUCAAAAUCAACCCCAAGCAGCUGUCGUCCAACAUUCAUCCCAAACACUGCAAGUACAGCAUCUCCUCCAGCUGUAGCAGCUCCGGGGACUCCGGGGGUGUUCCCCGGAGAGUGGGCGCUGGAGGCCGCCUGCGCAGGCACAAGAAGCUGCCCCAGCUGUUCGAGAGGGCCUCCAGCCGCUGGUGGGACCCCAAGUUCGACUCGGUGAACCUGGAGGAGGCUUGUCUGGAGCGCUGCUUCCCGCAAACCCAGCGCCGCUUCCGGUACGCGCUGUUCUACAUCGGCUUUGCCUGCCUGCUCUGGAGCAUCUAUUUCGGGGUCCACAUGAGAUCCAAACUGAUUGUCAUGGUAGCCCCUGCUCUGUGCUUCCUCGUGGUGUGUGUGGGCUUUUUCCUGUUUACCUUCACCAAGCUGUAUGCCCGACGUUAUGUGUGGACCUCGCUGGUUUUCACCCUCCUGGUGUUCACUCUGACCCUGGCUGCCCAGUUUCAGGUUCUGACGCCUCUCUCAGGACGUGUUGACAGCUCCAAUCAUACUCCCGCAGCUAAGUCCACAGACACUUGCUUAUCUCGAGUGGGGAGCUUUUCCAUGUGCAUUGAAGUGCUCUUUUUGCUCUACACCGUCAUGCACUUACCUUUGUACUUGAGCUUGUGUUUGGGAGUGGCAUACUCUGUUCUUUUUGAGACCUUUGGUUAUCAUUUCCAAGAUGAAGACUGUUUCCCCCCACCCGAAGCAGGGGCCCGGCACUGGGAGCUGCUGAGCCGAGCCCUACUCCAUGUCUGCAUUCACGCCAUUGGGAUCCACCUCUUCAUCAUGUCCCAGGUGAGAUCCAGGAGCACCUUCCUCAAGGUGGGACAGUCAAUUAUGCAUGGGAAGGACCUGGAAGUGGAAAAAGCCCUGAAAGAGAGGAUGAUUCAUUCUGUGAUGCCAAGAAUCAUAGCUGAUGACUUGAUGAAACAGGGGGAUGAGGAGAGUGAGAAUUCUGUGAAAAGGCACGCUACCUCCAGCCCCAAGAACAGGAAGAAAAAGUCUUCCAUACAGAAAGCCCCGAUAGCAUUCCGCCCGUUUAAGAUGCAGCAGAUUGAAGAGGUCAGUAUCCUGUUUGCAGACAUUGUGGGCUUCACCAAGAUGAGUGCCAACAAGUCUGCCCAUGCUCUGGUGGGUCUCCUCAACGAUCUGUUUGGUCGCUUCGACCGGUUGUGUGAAGAGACCAAGUGUGAGAAAAUCAGCACCCUGGGAGACUGCUACUACUGUGUGGCAGGGUGCCCCGAGCCCCGGGCCGACCAUGCCUACUGCUGCAUCGAAAUGGGCUUGGGCAUGAUAAAAGCCAUCGAGCACUUCUGCCAGGAGAAGAAAGAAAUGGUGAACAUGCGUGUUGGGGUUCACACGGGGACUGUCUUAUGUGGCAUCUUGGGCAUGAGGAGGUUUAAAUUCGACGUUUGGUCCAAUGACGUGAACCUGGCCAAUCUCAUGGAGCAGCUGGGCGUGGCUGGCAAGGUUCACAUUUCUGAGGCCACUGCAAAAUACCUAGAUGGUCGGUAUGAAAUGGAGGAUGGGCGAGUUACUGAACGCCUAGGCCCCAGCGUUGUUGUUGACCAGUUGAAAGGUUUGAAGACAUACCUGAUAGCGGGUAAGAGAGUGAAGGAGUCUCAUUGCAGCUGUUCAGAGGCCUUGCUUUCUGGCUUUGAGGUCAUUGACGGCUCACAGAUGUCCUCAGGUCCUAGGGCACAGGGGACAGCAUCACCAGGGAGUAUCAGUGACUUGGCGCAGACUGUCAAAACCUUUGAUAACCUUAAGACCUGCCCUUCAUGCAAAAUUACAUUUGCUCCCAAAUCGGAAGGUGUUGCAGAAGCAGGAGCAAUGCAAAAUGGCUGUCAGGAGGAGCAUAAAAAUAAAAACAAGGUUCCUGGAGGACAUAAUUCCAAAACACAGAACGGACUCCUGAGCCCUCCCCAGGAGGAGAAGCUCACCAACAGCCAGACCUCCCUGUGUGAGAUGCUACAGGAAAAGGGAAGGUGGGCAGGGGUCAGCCUGGACCAGUCUGCUCUCCUUCCACUGAGGCUUAAGAACAUUCGGGAGAAAACAGACGCCCACUUUGUUGAUGUGAUCAAAGAAGACAGCCUGAUGAAAGAUUAUUUUUUUAAGCCACCCAUUAAUCAGUUCAGCUUGAACUUCCUGGAUCAGGAGCUAGAGCAAGCCUACAGGACCAGCUAUCAAGAAGAGGUUAUAAAGAAUUCUCCCGUGAAGACUUUUGCCAGUGCCACCUUCAGCUCCCUCCUGGAUGUGUUUCUGUCAACAACAGUGUUUCUGAUUCUCUCCAUCACCUGCUUCCUGAAGUACGGGGCCACUACCACACCUCCCCAGCCAGUCACCCUGGUGGUCUUCGGGGUGGCCCUGCUCCUGGAGGUGCUGUCCCUCAUGGUCUCCGUCAGGAUGGUGUUUUUCCUGGAGGAUACGAUGGCUUGUACCAAGCGCCUGCUGGAGUGGAUCGCCGGCUGGCUCCCGCGACAUUUCAUUGGGGCCAUCCUGGUGUCACUUCCCGCUCUCGCAGUCUAUUCACACAUCACUCCCGAAUUUGAGACGAACAUCCAUUUCACCGUGUUCAUGGACUCGGCCAUCCUCGUCGCCGUGGUGCACUACUGCAACUUCUGCCAGUUCAGCUCCUGGAUGCGGUCCUCCUUGGCCACCGUCGUGGGGGCCGGGCCCCUGUUCCUGCUGUACGUCUCCCUGUGCCCGGACAGUUCCGAAGUAAUUUCCCACCAUGGUGCAGUACAGAAUUUCAGUUCCGAGAGAGACCCGUGCGGUAGUUCGUUGCCACCUGACAGCAGGAGACCGGUCAGCCUGAUCGGCCAAGAGGUGAUCCUCGCCUUCUUUCUCCUGCUCUUGCUGGUCUGGUUCCUGAACCGGGAAUUCGAAGUCAGCUACCGCCUUCACUACCACGGGGACGUGGAGGCCGACCUGCACCGCACGAAGAUCCAGAGCAUGAGGGACCAGGCGGACUGGCUGCUGAGGAACAUCAUCCCCUACCACGUGGCCGAGCAGCUGAAGGUGUCCCAGACCUACUCCAAGAACCACGACAGCGGGGGCGUCAUCUUCGCCAGCAUCGUCAACUUCAGCGAGUUCUACGAGGAGAACUACGAGGGGGGCAAGGAGUGCUACCGGGUCCUCAACGAGCUCAUCGGCGACUUCGACGAGCUCCUGAGCAAGCCCGACUACAGCAGCAUCGAGAAGAUCAAGACCAUCGGGGCCACGUACAUGGCCGCCUCGGGGCUGAACGCCACGCAGUGCCAGGACGGCAGCCACCCGCAGGAGCACCUGCAGAUCCUGUUCGAGUUCGCCAAGGAGAUGAUGCGCGUGGUGGACGACUUCAACAACAACAUGCUCUGGUUCAACUUCAAGCUCCGGGUCGGCUUCAACCACGGGCCGCUGACGGCCGGCGUCAUCGGCACCACCAAGCUGCUGUACGACAUCUGGGGGGACACCGUCAACAUCGCCAGCCGGAUGGACACCACGGGGGUGGAGUGCCGCAUCCAGGUGAGCGAGGAGAGCUACCGCGCCCUCAGCAAGAUGGGCUACGACUUCGACUACCGGGGCACGGUGAACGUCAAGGGCAAAGGUCAGAUGAAGACCUACCUUUACCCGAGGUGCACGGACAGCGGCGUCGUGCCUCAGCACCAGCUGUCCAUCUCCCCGGACAUCCGCGUCCAGGUGGACGGCAGCAUCGGGCGGUCUCCCACCGACGAGAUCGCCAACCUGGUGCCUUCUGUACAGAACUUGGACAAGCCAUCUCUGGGUCCCGAGAACAGCGCCCAGGCCAAGGACCCCCACCUGUCUUCUAAGAGACCCUGGAAGGAGCCCGUGAGAGCCGAAGAGAGGUGUCGGUUCGGCAAAGCCAUAGAGAAGGGUGACUGUGAAGACGCGGGGAUGGAGGAAGCCAACGAGCUCACCAAGCUCAACGUCUCCAAGAGUGUGUGACGCAGCCCCUGGCCGCUGCCCACGGUGCUCUGUUCCUCGAAACACAGUAAUAUUCGUGUUCGGCCGAAGUGCGCUCCGAGCGCCGCGGCCCCCACGCCCAGGAGUGGCGCCACGUGGUCACUGCAGCCCUAGCUUCUGUGAAGAUCACAGUCAUUCAGGGUUUGUUUUCAUCCGUUUCUCUCCUCUUCUCCCCGGGACCCUCUCCCCGCGGUGUCGCCGCCCAGCGGCGUGGAGAACAAGUGCCUUCGGGGGCUGGCUGUUGAGGGACAGAGACGGCAGGGCAGAGGUCUCGGCGUCGGGUACGGCUGGACUUUUAAGACAAAAGCUGUGGUCGGGAUAUCGUUCUUAUUGCUUUUUCUCACGAGACACUUUUCUUUGCUAAUGCCAUGUUUUUUGAGGUUUUUUUUUUUUUUUCCUAUAUACUUAAUAGCGUUUUCCAGUGACCUGACCCUUCUAUGUAAAUACACACACGCACACACACUUGCACUUACCAAUCUGAGCUCAAGUGCCAGUAACUCACCGAGGGGAGGUCAAGGCGGGGGGUGCGGGCUGAGAACAGCGGUCAGCCGGCGGCCUGGCGCCCCUCCCUCGCUGCGCCUUCCGCAGCGCCGGCCCCGGCGGGCUGUGGGCGCCCCGCGCCCCGCACCUCCGCACGCAGGCCAGGCUUCCCAACGCCGGCCAACCCGUAGCUAAGCUCGGGAAGCCAGGCCUCAGGAAUCUGAAAGCUGUGUUCACUCUGCCCUCGUGCCGUGCCGAGGGGUCUUCCAGCCGGGAGGGAAGGGUUUGUCCUUGAGGCCAGCUCGCCCGAGAGGGAGACGACAAUAAAUGCCUGGGGGUUGCAUUUAUUUAUUUA